Molecule: messenger RNA, 3628 nt
Organism: Physella acuta
Lineage: Eukaryota; Metazoa; Mollusca; Gastropoda; Physidae
Product: zinc finger FYVE domain-containing protein 26
Biological process (GO): mitotic cytokinesis; regulation of cytokinesis; double-strand break repair via homologous recombination
Cellular component (GO): centrosome; midbody; lysosomal membrane
Molecular function (GO): phosphatidylinositol-3-phosphate binding; metal ion binding
Source: RefSeq, a predicted model, not a curated record
GUUCAGCCAACUCUUUCACUAUUGACUGGAUCAAGUUUGAUGACACAUUCUCUAUUUGUCUGAAUUUUACCAAGCUGACUGAGGGUGUCAGUGGAGCUAGCCAGGGUGUCAGUGGAGCUAGCCAGGGUGUCAGUGGAGCUAGUCAGGGUGUCAGUGGAGCUAGCCAAGGUGUCAGUGGAGCUAGUCAGGGUGUCAGUGGAGCUAGUCAGGGUGUCAGUGGAGCUAGUCAGGGUGUCAGUGGAGCUAGCCAGGGUGUCAGUGGAGCUAGCCAAGGUGUCAGUGGAGCUAGCCAAGGUGUCAGUGGAGCUAGCCAAGGUGUCAGUGGAGCUAGUCAGGGUGUCAGUGGAGCUAGUCAGGGUGUCAGUGGAGCUAGUCAGGGUGUCAGUGGAGCUAGCCAAGGUGUCAGUGGAGCUAGCCAAGGUGUCAGCAGCCAGCAGGAGCCUGAGUACAACCUGAGUCCCAUCACGCUGGAGUAUGUCAAACAAAACUCCCUGCUGCUGGCCACGCUGGUCAGUCUGGUGUGCUCUGACCAGUUGGACAACAUUGAGCAGCACUUGACAGAUGACCACUUCAGCAGCUCAGACCUGCUGCGGCCCCACAGGUCCAGCUCAGACAUGAGCCUGGUGGACAUGCGCAGCUACCGCUACCACAGGCUCACCUCGGACUACCCGCUGCUGCAGCGCCACCUCUUGCACUGCAUCCUGCCCCUGGCGGCAUGCGAUAACCCCCAGCUUGUGGACAGUAGUGAGCCCAUCCUCAAGUUUGUCACAAAUGACAUCAAUGACCAGGUGAAGCUGUGCAUGUUCAGCCUACCAGACAGCCUCCAGUUUGUGCGAGUGAUUCAGGCCACGGCCAACAGGCUGGUGCUGGAGCACAAGUGGCAGGAGCUGUUCACCAUCCUCUCCUGCCUGCCCCGCUCUCUUGUACAGGGACACAGGCAGCUGCAGACACUGCACGACUACGUGCUUGCCAGUUGGGCUGUCAGCCAGCUGCUACAGCCAGUGCCAGCUGCUGAUGUUGGAGACCAGCUGAGACAGUUCUCCCAUCCCAGCUGUCAAGCGCGGACUGUCCUGAGCCUGAUUGACCAGCUGCCUCUAGACCAGAGCCUGGACCUGCUGGAGCUUCUCCUCACCUGCGUGCCUGCUGGCGGCCACAUGUGGCACACUGUGGCCGGCAGACUCCAACAACUGGCCAUUUUGAAUAAGAUUGAAAGGACCUUGAAGAAGCUGGAGCCAGCUGUAGUGUGCAGGUUCAGCAAGUGGCAAGAGAUCGAGAGAGCCAGCAAGAACCAGCCCCACGACAUCCUCCACCUGCUGGAGCAGGCUGCGGACUUUGACACAGCUCUGGCAUGGGCUCGUCUCUUUGCUGCAGACCUAGUCCAUAUUGUCCAAGAAAGACACUUGAAGUGUGUCCUGACAUGUGAGCCAUCUGACACAGUGACGGCCUUUCAGCUGCUGGAUGACCUGCUGACCCACUCCCCCACUCAGUGUCUUGCUGUCUGCCAAACUGUGCUCACCUCACUGACCAAGCCUAAGGAAAUCAAGUUUGUUGUCAGCUUCAUCUUGUCUUAUUUGUCCCAGCUCCUUCCCACCAGUGAAGAUCUCAGACUGCAACAGAUAGGGGCCAAGGCUCUAAUGGCCAUCCCCCCAAGAAUUGUCCCUGACUACAUGCACCUCAUCUCUUGUCCACACCUGAUACUGGAGCAGUUGCUGAUGAACAUGAAGGCUGAACUAGCUGGCCAAAUCUUUGACCAGAUCAAAUGUGAGCUGUUGCAGGUCAAAGAUGAAGUCAAGCGAGUCAGACAAGAAGAUUUCAACCUCAUGCUGGCCACGUAUGCCAGACUUGCUCUACAGGUCAAGGUUGUUCAGGUCAAUGAAAAAUGUGACAGUGAAAGUGGCCAAUCUGGCAACUCAGCAGGAGGCACAAGAAGAAAUUCUGUUCUGGAAAGAAAUGAAAUGUGUGCCUCCCCCACUGCCAGUCUCCACCAAGAGUGCAACAAAUCCCUAUCCAACCAGUUUAUUGUUCCACCUAAUCCACCUCACCCUGACCAGUGGAUGGCGGAUUCUUCCACUUCAGUUUGUAUGGCUUGUAAAGUGGAGCGCUUCAGUAUGUUUAAUCGAAGACAUCAUUGUCGACGCUGUGGUCGCGUGGUUUGCGGCACCUGUUCCACACGACUGACGCUUGUAUUUGACGUCAUGUCACGCACGUGUGAUCAGUGUGUGGAGCAGACAAACCUUGUCAGUGAAGAGUGUGAGGUGUACAGCCAGAUGACAGACCCUCCCCCCAACCAGCUGAGUCCAGCUGUUAACCAGCUGCAGCUGUGCUGGAAGCUGGAGCCAGAUCCAGUCUACUGCCAGCUGGUGCGCAAGGAUUUUUACUUCGAACAGGCCCCCAGUGUUACCUUGUGUGUCUCCAUACUGAAGCAGCACAGCUCAAGGCUGGAGGCUGGGAUGACCAUCAUUGAAAUGUGUGACCAGCUCUCCCAGCUCAUGGUGCCUGUCUCCCCUGGCGUGCCCAACCCAGAGAUUGAUUACAAUCUGAUCAUCAGUGUAAUGAAGCAGCUGCUGUUCCAUGCAAAGUUAGAUUUCAAUUACAACAUUGGCCAGUGCGACAUGUAUCUGGCUCGGCUAGACCUGCUCAAGACUAUGGUGGAGGCUAACUAUCAAGAUCUACCAACUCUGAGGGAGCUGACCAAGCAAGACACUGUCAGGAGGUUACGAGAUAAACUUCUAGCAGAUGAACGUCUGGCACUGGCUAUGGAUGUCUCCACAAAAUGUGGGAUAGACCCCACAGGGGUCUGGUCAGCAAUGGGCUUCGCUUGUUUAAGUCUGGGAGAUUUCCAGGGAGCUCGGGAGAAAUUUGGUCACUGCCUGAAGGUGCUGACUGACAGAAAUAAGAGCUCCCCCAGCCAAAGCAGGUUGUUGACUGAGAUACUGGAGCUAGUGGAUACCCUGCCCAGUGAUGGCAUUACUGAGGUCCAGAGACUGGUGAGCAACCCUGGCAGUAUCUGCCACACCCACACUCUUCUGGUCCCUGGUAAAGGAGAUGAGAACAGAGCCGAGUCCGUCCCUUACAAGGAAUGCCUUUAUUACUUGAGAACUUAUGGGAGCUAUCUAGACCAGAUCAGCUUCCUGCGACAACACAACUAUUGGAUGAAAGCUGCCCAGCUUGCUGCUGAUCAUCACUGUUCGCCUGAAGUUUUCCUGACUGGACUUCUGAUGCCAGCCAUGUGCUCAGGGCAGCUAGGCAGACUGCUGGAGCAGAUGUUGAUGUUGGACCCAAGUCUGGACAAGUGGUCUCCCUACCUGACAGCCACAUGCAAAUAUCUCUUGAAAGAAAAAUACUUUUCUACCCUCUACCAUGUCCAGCUUUUUAUGAAGGACUACAUUAGAGCUGCCAUGACGUGUAUCAGUCACUUCUACCAGAGGGACGCCAGGAGUUACCUGGACCUCAGUGAACGGCUGCAAUUUCUUCUGGUGGCCCAGCAACAUCUGCAGGCCUACCUGGAUCCAGGGCAGUGGGGCAGUGUGCCACACCCUUUGACCCCUGUGACCCCACCUGCAUCCAAGCGAGACAAAGCACCACCUGAAGCAGCCCGGAUGACCUUGACCCCAGAACAAGUCAAUAA